Molecule: messenger RNA, 1794 nt
Organism: Carassius carassius (crucian carp)
Lineage: Eukaryota; Metazoa; Chordata; Actinopteri; Cypriniformes; Cyprinidae
Product: gastrula zinc finger protein XlCGF57.1-like
Exons: 3
Coding region: 60-1784 (574 amino acids)
Source: RefSeq, a predicted model, not a curated record
AAUUCAUGUUCAGUGAAACUCCUCUGACAACAAUCUCACAUUCAUCAAUUCACCAAUAAAUGCAGGAAUAUCUCCAUCAGUUCUCAAGUGAAGAGGAGCAUCAAACCAUCCAAGAAGAGAUGAAAUCUGUAAAGAUUGAGUUUAUUAAAGAGGUAAGAGAGGAGAUGGGAGAUCCAGAACCCUGCAGAAUCAAACACACUGAAGAUACUGAAGAACAAACAGAGUUGAUUGAAGAUAAUGUGGUGAAAGAAGAACUGAGUGAAUCUGAGAAGAAAAAUCAUGUUAGAAGUGGAGAGAAACCUGAACAGAAUGAUUUAAAGAAAAAAAGAACCAAUAAAUCUUUCACCUGCACUCAGUGUGGAAAGAGUUUCUCACGAUCAUCAAAGCUUAAGGAUCACAUGAACAUCCACACUGAAGAGAAACCAUACACAUGUGAUCAAUGCGGGAAGAGCUUCACAAUAAAAAGAUACCUUGCAUCACAUGUGAGAAUUCACACUGGAGAGAAGCCGUUCACUUGUGAUCAAUGCGGGAAAACAUUUUUGUUUGCUUCAGAACUGAAGAGACACCUGAGAGUUCAUACAAAGGAGAGACCACAUUCAUGUCAUUUUUGUGGAAAGAGGUUUUCACAUCUAAAAAAUUUGAAAGAACAUGAGAAAAUACAUACUGGUGUGAGAGAGUACAUGUGCUUUGAGUGUGAGAAGACCUUUACUUCAGCAAAGUAUUUAAAACAGCAUGAGAGGAUUCACACUGAAAAGAAACCUUACAAGUGUUCACACUGUGACAAGCGAUUCAGUCAGACAAGAGACCUGAAAAGACAUGAGAGGAUUCACACUGGAGAGAAACCUUACCAAUGUUCACACUGUGGCAAGAGAUUCAGAGAUUUAGGAAACCUGAAAACGCAUGAGAUGAUUCACACUGGAGAGAAACCGCACACAUGUGAUCAGUGCGGGAAGAGUUUCACACUAAAAGCAAACCUUACAAGACACAUGAGAGUUCAUACUGGAGAGAAACCAUUCACUUGUGAUCAGUGCGGGAAGAGUUUCUCACAAUCAUCAAACCUUCAGCUACACAUGAACAUCCACACUAGAGAGAAGCUGUACACAUGUGAUCAAUGCGGGAAAACAUUUUUGAGGGAUUCAGAACUGAAGAAACACUUGAAAGUUCAUACAAAGGAGAAGCCACAUUCAUGUCAUUUGUGUGGAAAGAGUUUUUCAUUUCUACAAAGUUUGAAAAUACAUCAGAAAAUACAUUCUGCUGUGAGAGAGUACAUGUGCUUUGAGUGUGAAAAGACUUUUACUACAGCAAAGUGUUUAAAACAGCACGAGAGGAUUCACACUGGAGAGAAACCUUACAAGUGUUCUCACUGUGACAAGAGAUUCAGUCGGUCAUCAAAUCUGAAACUACAUGAGAGGAUUCACACUGGAGAGAAACCGUGUCACUGCACUGCAUGUGAAAACUAUCACAAGUUGAUUAAAGACAAUGAGGAAAAAGAAGAAUUGAGUGAAUCUGAGAAGAAAAAUCAUGUCAGAAGUGGAGAAAAACCCAAACAGAAAGAUUUAAAGAAAAAAAGAACCAAUAAAUCUUUCACCUGCACUCAAUGUGGAAAGAGUUUCUCACGAUCAUCAAACCUUAAGGAUCACAUGAACAUCCACACGGAAGAGAAACCAUACACAUGUGAUCAAUGCGGGAAGAGCUUCACAAUAAAAAGAUACCUUACAUCACAUAUGAGAAUUCACACUGGAGAGAAGCCGUUCACUUGUGGAGCUAUUAUUAUGACAAAAUGAUUUGAAAUUG